ACGCUACGAUACGUCGCGUCGCCUGGGCCAUGCCAUAGCGUAGCUAGCAGCUAGGCCUUGAUCUAUUGUGACAGCAAUUUAUCAAUCAUCAUUUUGUAAUCUGACAUUCUACGGCUUUUACUUAUUUUCCUCUAUCGUCGCUUGGUUAUUGUGGUAGAUAGCAGUGUGCAUUCUACACAAUACGAGUAUCAUCAUAUGAUCAUAUGAGCAACAAUCGUGUGAAUCCUGACAAUUCGAGUCAAAUUGAACUGAUGGCGCACAACCAGAGAAACAACGAUGGGCAGUGGCAAGCCCAACAUGAUGAACAAGGCAUUAUUGGAGCAAAUACCUCAGACCAAAGCAUUGGUUGCUGCGGGGUGUUCCUCAUGCUUAUUUCGGUGUUACUAGUGUUCUGCACGCUCCCAUUUUCAUUAUUUAUCUGCAUAAAGGUGGUUCAGGAGUAUGAGAGAGCAGUUAUCUUUAGACUUGGGCGUCUCUUGUCUGGUGGUGCUAAAGGACCGGGUCUCUUCUUCAUCCUACCUUGCAUUGAGGAUUACAGAAAGGUAGAUCUUCGUACCAUUUCGUUUGAUAUUCCUCCUCAAGAGAUUCUGACCAGGGAUAGUUUGACCAUCUCUGUGGAUGCCGUGGUCUUCUACCGUGUCAAGAAUGCCACCGUCAGCAUCGCCAAUGUUGAAGACGCAGGCAGAUCAACCAGACUUCUGGCUCAGACGACACUUCGUAAUGUCCUGGGUACCAAGAAUCUGUCGGAGGUCCUGGCAGAACGUGAAGGCAUCAGUCACUACAUGCAGUCCACCCUCGACCAUGACACCGAUCCUUGGGGUAUCCAAGUAGAGCGAGUUGAGAUCAAGGAUGUUCGUUUACCAGUGCAGCUCCAGAGAGCCAUGGCUGCUGAAGCUGAAGCUUCCAGAGAGGCUAGGGCCAAGGUGAUUGCUGCUGAAGGAGAACAGAAUGCUGCUCGCGCUUUGAAGGAAGCUGCAGAUACUAUUGCGGAAUCUCCAUCGGCUCUUCAGCUGAGGUACCUACAGACCCUCAACACCAUUGCAGCAGAAAAGAAUUCUACGAUCAUCUUUCCUCUUCCUAUUGAUCUUAUCAAUGGUGUUAUGAAAAAGUAAACUCCGUUGUAAUGCCUGUAUUCACAAUCCCACAUCAAGAGACAGGCAAUCACAUCUUUUUGUUUUGAACAACGAUUUUUCAAUAAAUUAUUUGAAAGUUGGUAAAUUUUAUACUCUUUAUGUUCUGGCUUUUUAAUAUGAGAUUUUUAAUCUGAUUAAGAUAAUUUGUUCAAGGCUGCCAAAACAGGAAUCCUUUUAUUUGGUAAAUUGUAGGGUCUGUCUACACUGUGUGCAAAUCCAGGGUGCAAAUGCAUUUAAUAAGAGAUGUUUGGGCAUUUUGUUGCACGUACAUGUAGUCAUAAAAAAUUAUUUUGUUUGAUAAAUCAUUUUGAGCCAUUUUGGGGUUCUUGUUACUUAAUUGUAGAUAACCAAGAUUAUUCAAGGCCUACCUGGUAUAUGGUGUUUUUUUUUGCUCAAGACAGCAUGUCAUGCAUUUAUUUUAUGCUAAAAUUCAAAGUCAGAUUUGCAGUUCAUCUGUCUUUUCCAUAUGCUACAUGUACGUGUACCUUAGUUAUGGUUGUUACAUAAGAAAAUUGAUCUUACAAGCUUGGAAACCUAGACUGUUCAUUGCACAGAAGGUGCAAUGUACAUGCAGGGUAUAUCUGUCUACGUGAAUGGGUAUUCACAUUUUCAGAUUGAUUUCUAUCUUUAAAACAUAUGUCAAUCCUAAUAAUACUAAGGCCUAUAGUAUGCCUUUGAUUUUGCACAAAUGUAUAGCAAUCAAGACAUUAUUUGUGCAUGUAUCUUACAACUGGUGUCUGCAAAUGUUGUCAGUGAUAAACUGUACAGUCAUCGAUUGUACUAAGAUGUACUUGCAGUUCUCAUCCCACAUGUGUAACAGAAAUCUGUUUUUUCUUUCAGGCAACAAAUUAUGAUUUCCAAUUCUUCUUUAUCAAGAAAUAGCAUAGCAACUGUUAAUUUGCGGGAAUUAGUACUUUUUCCAUGGUGUACUAAAUCGUUCAAUUAUUUUUUCAUUCUAUUUGAAUUGCAAAUCCACUCUCCCUAUUGAAAAAAAAAGAACCAUGAGUGGGCUACAUAAGAAUCUUUGCCUGUUUAACAACUUUACAGCAAAUUUCCUGUCAGCUAUUAUAAUGGUUUGAUUUCAAGUUUUACAAAUUAUUGUUAUUUUGUUGCCAAACAAGUUUUAAUGAAAUAGGAUGUAGCAUAGCAUGUAUGGCUGCUUUGUGAUA
Lytechinus variegatus (green sea urchin) is the source of this 2302-nucleotide messenger RNA. Its product is annotated as stomatin-like. Lineage: Eukaryota; Metazoa; Echinodermata; Echinoidea; Temnopleuroida; Toxopneustidae. Bases 204 to 1112 code for a protein of 302 amino acids. The record is from RefSeq and is a predicted model, not a curated record. Gene Ontology annotation, cellular component: plasma membrane. The transcript has a single exon.